CGGGGGCUUCCGGGGAAGCGAGAAAGGAAUGUGGUGGUUGCUGGAGGUGUGACGCAGGGGCCCCGAUGCGGGCCGGCUCCGCUCCGCUCCAUGGAUCCGCUGGGCGCCAGAUCGUGUUUUGUAGAUGCCGAGACGCUGCCGAGCUGGGCGACCGUAACGAGGGGGGAGGAUGUGCCGGACCCCCCGCGGCACCGGGACCCGGGCUGGGGGCCACGCUCGCCGUUUCAGCACCGCCAGGACAUCAACGAGAAGAUCGUGCUCUGGCGGGGGGACGUGGCGUUACUGAACUGCACGGCGGUGGUGAAUACGAGUAACGAGUCGCUGACCGAUAAGAACCCCGUGUCCUGCAGCAUAUUCCGCCUGGCGGGGCCCGAGCUGCUCGACGACGUGCAGAGGCUGAAAGGCUGCAGGACGGGGGAGGCGAAGCUCACCAAGGGCUUUAACCUGGCCGCCCGCUACAUCAUCCACACGGUGGGGCCCAAGUACAAGAGCCGGUACCGGACGGCGGCGGAGAGCUCGCUGUACAGCUGCUACCGGAACGUUCUCCAGCUGGCCAGGGAACAGGCCGUGUCCUCGGUGGGCUUCUGCGUGAUCAGCUCCCAGAAGAGGUGCUACCCGCUGGAGGACGCCACGCACAUUGCCCUCCGCACGGUGCGCCGGUUCCUCGAGACGCACGGAGCGGACCUGGAGAGGGUGGUGUUCGCCGUUACGGAGCAGGAAGAGGCCACGUAUCUGCAGCUGCUGCCCCUCUACUUCCCGCGGUCGCUCGGAGAGGAGCUGCGCUCGCUGCCUUUACUUCCCCCGGACAUCGGGAACGCGGACGGGGAGCCCGUGGUGCCCGAGCGGCAGAUCCGGAUCACCGAGAAGCCCGUGGCCUGCGAAGACGAGUCGGAGGAGGAGGACGCUUCCGGGACGGACGUCUCUUUCGUCGGCUCUCACGCUUUCGCCCGAAUGGAGGGAGACGUCGACAAGCAGCGGCGGCUGGCGCUCCAGGGGCAGAUGUCUGGGGCGGCCCUCCAGAAACAGCACCAGCGGAAUUAUAACCGGCUGCUUUCUCGCGCACGCACUGAGGACCUGUCAGACAUCGCGGCGCUGAAAGCGCUCUAUCAGUCCGGGCAGGAUAAUUGCGGCCGGACGGUCGUUGUCGUUGUGGGAAGGAACAUUCCCGUGCUGCUGAUCGACAUGGAGAAGGCGCUGCUGUACUUCAUUCACAUGAUGGACCACGUCGCAGCGAAGGAGUACGUGCUGGUGUAUUUCCACACGCUCACCGGGGAGCACAACCACCCCGAAUCCGACUUCCUCAGGAACCUGUACGACAUCGUGGACAUCAAGUACAAAAAGAACUUGAGGGCCUUUUAUUUCGUCCACCCGACAUUUCGCUCGAAGGUCUCCACGUGGUUUUUCACGACGUUCGGGGUCUCGGGGUUGAAGGAGAGGGUCCACCAGGUAGAAAGCCUGCAGCAGUUGUUCUCCGCGGUGCCCCCCGAGCAGAUCGAGAUCCCGCCGUUUGUUCUGGCUUACGAUGCCCGGGAAAACGGCCCCUUUUACCCCCCGCGCUCCUUCUCCGGCCUCUGACCUGGUUUCCUCGGGGUGAUUCUGUGUCCGUGGGGGCCGGAGCAGUCAACAUGGGCUGUGCCCUCCAACCCCCACCCCCGAAUGCGGUGUCUGGGCGGUGGAACCGUGUACGCACUGCCACCUUUUAUUUAUCAUUCUCUCCCGUGUAAAUACCCCCCCCCACGCGUGGACGUAUUGGGGGGUCUCCCUGCCAGAAUAAAUUCCCUGAUAAUGUGCCCUGUUUUUGGUGCAGUUAUUCCUCCCCGCGGUGACUCCUGCCAGGGCCCUCGUGCUGCGUGUCGGGGGCCGAACUGUCACGUGUGAUGAGCUGGACGUCCCAUGUGAGACCCUCCGCACGCCGCUCAGGGGAGUCGGUUUGUUGGGUUCCCCGUCUUUGCAGACAUUUGCCCCGCUGGCACUCGGAGGGUUAAGAGGAGGCUGAGGGCCUGGUGGGCCCCGGUGUGGGGGGGGGUAACUCACCCGCCUCUCAUUAAACUGAUUUAUUUAACCCCUUGC
Messenger RNA from Spea bombifrons (plains spadefoot toad), 2070 nucleotides. It is a transcript of the gene GDAP2, whose product is annotated as ganglioside induced differentiation associated protein 2. The transcript has 14 exons. Lineage: Eukaryota; Metazoa; Chordata; Amphibia; Anura; Pelobatidae. The record is from RefSeq and is a predicted model, not a curated record. Bases 91 to 1575 code for a protein of 494 amino acids.